UUGCUGAUUACAACAUCCAAAAGGAGUCCACCCUUCACCUUGUCCUUCGCCUUCGUGGUGGUAUGCAGAUCUUUGUAAAGACACUUACUGGAAAGACCAUCACCCUUGAAGUUGAAAGUUCAGAUACAAUUGACAACGUGAAAGCCAAAAUUCAGGAUAAGGAAGGGAUUCCUCCAGACCAGCAGAGACUGAUCUUUGCCGGCAAGCAACUUGAGGAUGGAAGGACCCUGGCUGAUUACAAUAUUCAGAAAGAGUCUACCUUACAUCUUGUUCUUCGUCUGAGGGGUGGCAUGCAAAUAUUUGUUAAGACAUUGACAGGGAAGACAAUUACUUUGGAGGUUGAGAGUUCAGAUACUAUCGACAAUGUUAAAGCAAAGAUCCAAGACAAGGAGGGUAUUCCUCCAGACCAGCAGAGAUUGAUCUUUGCUGGAAAGCAACUUGAGGAUGGAAGGACCUUGGCGGAUUACAACAUUCAGAAAGAAUCAACCCUGCACCUUGUUCUUCGCCUUAGAGGUGGCAUGCAAAUUUUUGUCAAGACUUUGACGGGGAAGACAAUUACUUUGGAGGUUGAGAGUUCAGAUACCAUUGACAACGUCAAAGCAAAGAUUCAAGACAAGGAGGGUAUUCCCCCAGACCAGCAGAGAUUGAUCUUUGCUGGAAAGCAACUUGAGGAUGGAAGGACCUUGGCAGAUUACAACAUUCAGAAAGAAUCAACCCUGCACCUUGUUCUUCGCCUUAGAGGUGGUAUGCAAAUUUUUGUCAAGACUUUGACUGGGAAGACAAUUACUUUGGAGGUUGAGAGUUCAGAUACCAUUGAUAACGUCAAAGCAAAGAUUCAAGACAAGGAGGGUAUUCCCCCAGACCAGCAGCGUUUGAUCUUUGCUGGUAAACAACUUGAGGACGGGAGGACUCUUGCAGACUAUAACAUCCAGAAGGAGUCAACUCUCCAUUUGGUGUUGCGUUUGAGAGGGGGGAUGCAGAUCUUUGUGAAGACUCUGACUGGGAAGACAAUCACAUUGGAGGUGGAGAGCUCUGAUACUAUUGACAAUGUGAAAGCAAAGAUACAGGACAAGGAAGGGAUCCCACCAGAUCAACAGAGGCUUAUCUUUGCUGGUAAGCAGCUUGAGGAUGGCCGCACCCUUGCAGACUACAAUAUCCAGAAAGAGUCUACUCUUCAUCUUGUCCUCAGGCUCCGCGGUGGGGACUACUGAAUGUCCUGUGUGCUGCUCUGAUUUCAUGAUGGCUGUGUGCUUUGUUGUUUUAUUUCAAGACUUUUUAGCGUUUUUCGUUAUAGUUCUUUCUUUUAAGAGACCUUGUAAUGUGUUAUGUUCUGUUGUUUUUGCUGCAACCUAAAUAAAUAAGAUUAGCCGAUAAA
Molecule: messenger RNA, 1375 nt
Organism: Solanum stenotomum
Lineage: Eukaryota; Viridiplantae; Streptophyta; Magnoliopsida; Solanales; Solanaceae
Product: polyubiquitin
Exons: 1
Coding region: 63-1211 (382 amino acids)
Biological process (GO): protein ubiquitination; modification-dependent protein catabolic process
Cellular component (GO): nucleus; cytoplasm
Molecular function (GO): protein tag activity; ubiquitin protein ligase binding
Source: RefSeq, a predicted model, not a curated record